This is a messenger RNA of Cyclocybe aegerita, 648 nucleotides long. Lineage: Eukaryota; Fungi; Basidiomycota; Agaricomycetes; Agaricales; Hemipholiotaceae. The record is from the annotation of a GenBank genome assembly.
AUGUCUUCCCAGAUGCUCUCCAUGGAUUACGAGCACACCAAGAACGCCUUCGAUCCCUACAACGACACGUUCGCAUACAUGGAGAACGACUUCCUCUACCCGUCCAACUCGCCCACUGGCCUCAGUGUACCCAUCGGUCUCCCCCAGACCAUGUCUCCCAUGGACAUCACCUCGUCCAUGAAUGAGUACACCUACGGCUCCUCGUUCGUGCCAGCCAACAGGCCCGCCGCGCGUGCCGCACUCAAGCGCAGAGCAACAAGGAGUAACCACGAGGACUCGGACGACGAUGACGAUGAGGAAUUCAAGCCUGGAUCGAUCUCUGGAAACAACGACAGCUCCCCUCGUGACUCGCGCCGCGAAACCGUCCGCAAGCAGCGCAUCGAGUCCGAGCAGCGAAGACGCGACGAGCUCAGGGAAGGGUAUGCCCGCCUCAAGGAAACCCUCCCUGCGUCGAAUCAGAAGGCCAGCAAAGUUUCUCUCCUCGACAGGGCCACCAGCCAUAUCAAGUACCUCGAGGCUGUCAAGGACCAACUCGAGAUCCGACUUAAGGGUGCUGACCACGAAGUGCACCGUCUCCGCAAUGUGAACGAGGCGCUGAUGCUCAAUCGCGCCGGGGCUGCCAACAUGGCCCCCUCGUUCUCCAACUGA